AUGGACGGUGCACUCUCAUCCUCUCCCCUGCCCGAUAUGGAUCGCAACCGCCUUCCGACGCUCUUCGAAGUCUUGAGCAGAAGGACACUCCCUCCGGUUGACCUCUUCUCAUUCUACAUAUACAUGCGGGACCAGCAGAGAUCGGUGGAUUACCUGGACUUCUGGCUUGAUGUUGCUCAGCACAUGUCAUUAUGCCGACACUACGUCCGGGAGCUACGUCGCUCAGUAAUGAUUGGCACUCCGGAGGCGGACAAGUCACCUUCGAAGAGGUCAUCUACUAUUCUGGAAGGAUUGGGCGACAUGAACCAUCCUGCUGCAGGACCAUCGGCGUUGAUGACGGACAAGGAGAAGAAUCAGGAUGCGCAAAUGUCCGCGUUCCUUCGAGAAGACCUGGCAAGCGGCACCAACCACUCCCCAUCGAACAGUCUUGGAUCCCAGCCCCGCCACACGACUUCCAAUGACAGACCUCGUCCCAGCUUCAUGAGCAGUCCAUUGGAGCUGACAUCCGACUCAAACUCUCCAGCACACACAGUUUCCCGGGCAGAUAUCAGAGCAUCGGCCGAAAAGAUCCUGUACACUUUCCUUCUACCCGGUGCAGAGCGUGAAAUUAUCCUUCCGCAUGCAAUCACCCAUGAGAUUACUGUGUCAAUUGAAGAACGGGGCCGUGACGACCCAGAAGUCUUCGAUGCUGCUAAGGAUUAUGUCUUCCAAGCAAUGGAGCGUGAUGCAUUCCCGGGCUUCCUUCGAAUGAAAGCGCUCGGAAAUCUUGUCCCACCAUCCAUGCUGAUGAGAUUGGUGCUUGGCCUGCUCGCGAUGUUUGCUGGAUUCUGGGUCGCUUUCAUUCUCAUUUUCCUCGACUACUCUCGCCUUACCAGAGUUUGGCUCAUCCUCCCUUUCACCGUCGGCGUCUAUUCUCUCAGCUCUCACCAGUAUGCCCUGGACCCAAUCCUCGCGCUGGUGGGAUUCAGUGAGUACACAUUCAUGAGUUUCUCCCGUGUCCGAGAACGAUUUGUUCGCAAGCUGUUGAACAAGCGUGCUCUGAUGGUCCUGGGCGUCACACUAUUGAUUGAUGCUGCACUGGUGGUGCUAUUCGUGUUUGUUCCCGGAAAACGGCUGUAA
Molecule: messenger RNA, 1119 nt
Organism: Venustampulla echinocandica
Lineage: Eukaryota; Fungi; Ascomycota; Leotiomycetes; Helotiales; Pleuroascaceae
Exons: 3
Coding region: 1-1119 (372 amino acids)
Biological process (GO): intracellular protein localization
Cellular component (GO): plasma membrane
Source: RefSeq, a predicted model, not a curated record